UUAUCAUUUCGAAAUGAUAAUCGACUUGGUGAUGAUUGCCCUCUAUCGAUAAAACGAUUGGUGGUUGGAUGUCGUUAUUUUUUUGUAUUAUAUUUUUUUAGACAUAAACUUGACACAAUCAUGAAUGACCAAAAACAUAACCAACCAAAUGAUGGUGACGAUAUACAAAAACGUUUGGAUCGAAUUAAAAUGAAUGUGAAAAGUUUUCCAGAUUUUCCUAAAUCCGGUAUCAUAUUUCGAGAUAUAUUCCCGUUGUUUCAUGAUCCUAGCCUAAUUGAUGACGUUUUAUACAUACUGAAACAUCAUAUUAAAAACAAUAUAAAAAAUUACGACACUAUUAUUGGCCUUGAAUCUCGUGGAUUUCUAAUUGGUCCAUUAUUAGCUUAUGAACUUAGAGUACCUUUUGUACCCAUACGAAAAGCUGGAAAACUACCAGGUAAAGUGGAAUCAAUAGCCUAUGAAUUGGAAUAUGGUUCAGACAAAUUCGAAAUACAAAUUGAUUCGGUGAAACCAAAUUCCAAUUGUAUUAUUGUCGAUGAUUUACUUGCAACCGGUGGUUCGGCACGUUCGGCCGUCGAAUUAAUUAGAAAAUGUGGCUCAAACAUUGUAAAUGUUAUCGUUUUAAUCGAAUUAAUUGAUCUUAAAGGUCGGCUACAGUAUCCAGAGCCAACAUUUUCAUUAGUAAAAUUUUAAAUAUCGAUUAAAUAAAUUGAAAAAAAUUUAAUUAAAUAGAAUAAAGUUUUUCCAAAGAA
Molecule: messenger RNA, 752 nt
Organism: Dermatophagoides farinae (American house dust mite)
Lineage: Eukaryota; Metazoa; Arthropoda; Arachnida; Sarcoptiformes; Pyroglyphidae
Gene: Aprt
Product: adenine phosphoribosyltransferase
Biological process (GO): adenine salvage; AMP salvage
Cellular component (GO): cytoplasm
Molecular function (GO): adenine binding; adenine phosphoribosyltransferase activity; AMP binding
Source: RefSeq, a predicted model, not a curated record